Messenger RNA from Nannospalax galili (Upper Galilee mountains blind mole rat), 2106 nucleotides. It is a transcript of the gene Kazald1, whose product is annotated as Kazal type serine peptidase inhibitor domain 1. The coding region runs from base 922 to 1872 and encodes 316 amino acids. The transcript has 6 exons. The record is from RefSeq and is a predicted model, not a curated record. Gene Ontology annotation, molecular function: insulin-like growth factor binding. Gene Ontology annotation, cellular component: extracellular region. Lineage: Eukaryota; Metazoa; Chordata; Mammalia; Rodentia; Spalacidae. Gene Ontology annotation, biological process: regulation of signal transduction; regulation of cell growth.
GCCGGCGUUUCCGUCCCUAAGAACUUGAUGGACGUGGCUUGUGGCAAGCCGGGGUGGGGCCUGGCCUACUGGAGUUUAGUGGGCGGGCCUCCAGGGAUGCUCUCUUCCCUGCCCCCAGCCCAAGUGCCACGGUGGCGUGGGUAGCUGUCUCCAGGCAAAACGUUUUGGUUCCGACAUUCUCAAAUUUGUAACCUGUAAUCCGGACCCGAACGACACCCUACGGGGAGGCGCUGGUCGGCCUCUCUGCGGCUACUAGUCAGUUCCGAUCCCUCAUCACUGUGCUCAUCCGUGGGUUGAAGCACCUUCCUUAAUAGCUGAAUGUGGGAUGGCAGAUGGAAACGCCUAGACUGGUCCAUACCUCGAUGGAGAAACUGGGUGGGCCAGGCUGCAACUGUCCUGACGGAAGCCCCCCCUGGGCCUGAGAGGAGAGGCUGUUGGCUCACCCUGCCCACCAGCGUAAUAAUUUCUUGGCACCAGAACUCCUUCCUUCUUCCCAUCCUGCAGCUGUUCUGCAGCUCCGAGGAACUGUAAAGUCAGAUGAGACGGGACCUAGCCGUUCGGCCAACACUUGGAGCUCUCUAGCCAUCCAUCCCUCUACCCGAUUCUUCAGCUCCAGUCCUCACACUCUUCCUUUCCCAGCUUCGGUGUCUGAUUUACGGCUGCUCUGUGCUUCAUUGUGACUUUGGGCCAGGGUGGAUGUCAAUGACCCUCGGAGGGUCUCCUUGCGGCUGUAUAGAAUUACCUGCUUCCGAACCUGGGAGGAAGGCAGGCGGUACCCGGUCAAGAGCCGAGGUGGCCAGUGAGUCCAGCUAGCUCUGCGUGCGGCUCUCUUUUUUCGUUCCCCUGCUGGCUGUUUGGCAUUGGAAAUCACAGCUGCUAGAAGGGACUAGUCCAAGGCACUAGGGUGCCACCUACGUGCUGAUGCCCCGAGUGCUCACAGGGCUUCCAGCUAACCAUGCUGCAGCUGCCUGGGCGCUGCCCCUGCUACUACUACUACUGCUGGUGGUGUGGACCCCACCCUUGACUAGCGCGAGGCCGUCCACAGGUCCGGAUUACUUGCGGCGAGGCUGGCUGCGGCUACUAGCUGAGGGCGAGGGUUGUGCUCCCUGCCGACCGGAAGAGUGCGCGGCGCCGCGGGGCUGCCUGGCUGGCCGGGUGCGCGAUGCGUGCGGCUGCUGCUGGGAAUGCGCCAACCUGGAGGGCCAGCUCUGCGACCUGGACCCCAGCACUCACUUCUACGGGCGUUGCGGUGAGCAGCUUGAGUGCCGGCUAGACACGGGCGGCGAGCUGAACCAAGGAGAGGUGCCGGAGCCGCUCUGUGCCUGCCGCUCGAAGCGCCCGCUGUGUGGUUCCGACGGCCGUACCUACGACCAGAUCUGUCGCCUGCAGGAGGCGGCCCGCGCUCGGCCUGACGCCAACCUCACUGUGGUGCACCCAGGGCCCUGUGAAUCCGGCCUCCACCUCCACUCCCCAGAGCCCCAGAUCGUGUCACAGCCCCACAACAUUUGGAAUGUGACUGGACAGGAUGUGAUCUUUGGUUGUGAGGUGUUUGCCUACCCCAUGGCUUCCAUCGAGUGGAGGAAGGACGGCUUGGACAUCCAGCUGCCAGGGGAUGACCCCCACAUCUCUGUGCAGUUUAGGGGUGGACCUCAGAGGUUUGAGGUGACUGGCUGGCUUCAAAUCCAGGCUUUGCGUCCCAGUGAUGAGGGCACCUACCGCUGCCUUGCCCGGAAUGCCCUGGGCCAGGUUGAGGCCUCUGCUACCCUGACAGUGGUCACACCAGACCAGCUGAACUCCACAGGCAUCUCCCAGCUGCAAUCCUUGAACCUGGUUCCUGAGGAUGAGGCAGAAAGUGAAGAGGAUUACUACUAAGUCCAGAGCUCUGGUUCAUGGGGGUGGGUGAGUGGGAUUGUAUCCAUCCCUUCUUUUGAGAAGACUUGGAGAGGGCAAGCAGGAUCCUUCAAUGGAUGGCUUUAAUGUUCUUUAUUGCCUCAGUUUACCUUUCCUCAAAAUUCAUAUACCAGAAGUUUUCCACCUCACCCAGUUCCCAGAAGCACUUACUGACCACAAAGCUUUUUUUUUUUUUUUUUUUUUUGGUCUUUUUUU